This is a messenger RNA of Cladocopium goreaui, 1620 nucleotides long. Lineage: Eukaryota; Dinophyceae; Suessiales; Symbiodiniaceae. The record is from the annotation of a GenBank genome assembly.
AUGAAAUCCGCAGUGCCUACCGAAAACGUGCACUGCAAACGCAUCCGGACAAAGGAGGAUCGGCUGAAACUUGGAUGUGAUGAUGUGGUGGUCUCACCAGUGGAUGAAGCGUUUCGCGCCGUGGUGGCAGCCUUUGAAGUUCUGAUUGACCCAGGGCGUCGUAUUGGCUUUGACGUCGAUAUGAAGAAACAGCAGGAGGAGAAGAUGGAGAAGCAGUUCCCCAAAUGUCCGAAAUGGGAGGAGCCAAGAGAGCCAAGAGAGCCAAGAGAUUCCAGGCGAAAGGGGAGCCGGGGGAGCCAGUCCAAAGAUCCGAAAGGUCCUCAGCAGGAGCCGAAGCGGAGAGACUCCAAGAGGAGAAACGAGUCGAAAGAUCCAGGUGCCACAAAGAGGCGAAAGGAGUCGAAGCCAAAGGAGUCGAAAAGUGAAGCGAAAGACGCGAACGACGCGAACGACGCGAAAGACGCGAAAGACGCGAAAGAAAACCCAACUGAAAGGCCGCAAAGCAGUGCUUACGAUUACGAUGAACUGUUUUACAAGCUCAUGUGCACUAACAGAAAGAAAGCAGAGGAAAUUCUGAAUGAUCUAUCUGAAGAGGUGCUUCGAGGAUUGGCCAUUUUUCUGGCGUCUGAUGAUCUCAAACUGAAACCCAAGGUUGUAAGAUUGGCACUCCCAGGUCCCGAGCAUGGCAAAAAGAGGAAGAAAAGGACAAAGGUUGCAGACAAUGCAGCCCAGGUACCUGUGCCAGGUGCAAAGACACCUGCAUUUGGUGCAGUUCGAGGAGUUUGCCGACAAUAUCGAUCCCAUGCAAACCCAGAUGACAACUAUGUGGACUACCGGGCCAGCGUGGGCUUUAACAACAUCCUUGUUCGUUCCCAGACUGUGCGAACAUUGGAUGCUGCAGUUGACAUUCAUAUUAGUAUGGUGCGGCUGCGGCAAUGCUUUCGUUCCCACUUGAAAGCUGGGAAGAGUUUCGGUGAGUCGCUCCAUGAAGCUGUGAAUGCUUUCGCGGCGGAGCGAGAAGUCUUGAAUGCCGAAGCCGUCAGAUUGGUCUUCCGUUGCCGAUGGGGACGGAGAAAUGUCUCCAGGACCUACCACACACAUGAAUUGGAUGCCUUCAUCAGUGCCUGGGAGGAGACUGCGAAGCGUCAGCCCCUGCCGCGGGCGCCCGCCAAGGCGCCGAAGCCGCUGCGGAGGGGUCCGAAGGAACGAGCCCCGCAAGGCGGGGUGCGAAGGGGCGGCCGUGAACGAGCACAAAGCCUGCAGGCCAAGUUUCAGGCCAGAGUCAUAUGGCUGCGAAGCAAGGUUCGUGGCAUCUUGCAACGCUUGGAGCUGAGACAGGCAAAGCUCCUCAAGAAAUGGGGCGUCAAGGUCUUGCCGAAGGACAUCCAGGAAAACACGUUUCAGGCGCCGGAUGAUUCCCUCUGUGCCAACUUUCACAUGUCCGACGGCACGCAGCGCCCGGGGCCCUACCGUCGCAGCCUGGCGGAGGCGCUGCGCGACCUGACGGAGCUCCGGCGCCUGCAGCGGCGCCAGGGCGACGCGGCGAUGCUGCGGGCGCUCUACUCGUUGGACGCCGAUGCCAUGACGGCCUUCUUCGUGGAGAACAUGGAGAACCAAAGA